Molecule: messenger RNA, 13298 nt
Organism: Tympanuchus pallidicinctus (lesser prairie-chicken)
Lineage: Eukaryota; Metazoa; Chordata; Aves; Galliformes; Phasianidae
Gene: SREK1
Product: splicing regulatory glutamic acid and lysine rich protein 1
Exons: 11
Coding region: 5924-7666 (580 amino acids)
Cellular component (GO): nucleoplasm
Molecular function (GO): RNA binding
Source: RefSeq, a predicted model, not a curated record
UCCAAAGUAUGUUAUAUUAAGUUUCGUGAAGCAUCAAGUGUUGGUGUGGCCCAGCAUCUAACCAACACGGUUUUUAUUGACAGAGCUUUGAUAGUUGUGCCCUGUGCAGAAGACCUUAACACUGGUUCAGUACUGCCAGAGAGGGAAGAUUGUCGCCAAAUGAAUGAACAGCACUUCCUGGUGUUUUUCUUGUGAUGAGAUCACUGCCUGACGUGGUAUGGCAACAGGCAGGUAAAGCUACAUUUUCCUGUGUCUCUUGAUGGUAGACAGUGAGUGGAAGGAGAAUGAAAUGAAAGUUCUGAAAAAUCUUGUUCCGGCCCCGUUUGCAGCUGACUUAGCGGGCGUUUCUGAGAAAGCGUAUCGCACAUAAAUUAUCACUGUUCCAAAUCAUUCCAAAUCUUGCAGGGGUUUGUGCAUAAUUUAGUGAACUAGUGAUUGGGUUGCGAGGAAAAUUUUUUUAAUGGUAAUAAUGCUGUUUCCAUGUAACUUUCUCUAGGGUCAUUGAUUUUAAUUUAUGAAAAUGUGAAUUCAUACAGAUUUAACUUCCUGAGGAGUUUAUUGUGUGGGGUAGAUACGGUUCUGGAGAAUACACAUUUUUGAUUCAUGAUGUGUGAUAGGAUGCAUUGGUAAUGGAGUCAGUGGAGUGUAUCACAAGUUUUAAAAGUAGUAAUGGCUAUAUUUUACCAUUAUAUUGUUAAAUUAUAUUGUUAGCUAAUGGUGCCAAGAGUGAAAUGUUUAAUGCGCCGAAUUGAAUGUAGGCGAGAUAUAGAAUGAAACUGAAAAUUUGGUUUUAAAAACCAGAAUAAAAUCUGAUUUGGAGUGUAUUUUAACUGUUAAAUCAAGGGGGCAUGAGGAUAGGGAUGCAAUGAAAUCAAUGUUAAUUUUGUGACAUUUAAUAAACAGUGUUACAAAAAAAAAAUGAAGUAACUUUAUCAAGCUGUCAAAAUGUGACUUUCUUUCGUGUGUAUGAGUAGCUUUUUCUUAAAUGUUACACUUUGAGAAUGCAAAGGUUGAAAGAUAACAAAGAUGCCACCCUAAUCAUUCUAAAUUUUAUGUCCACAUUAUCUGGUAGAUGGAUUUUGACUAUUAAUUUGGUUUUGUAUGUUUUCUCUGUGUGAUAUUUGUGCAUUAUUAGAUGACUAGACUGGCCAAGGCAGACCUGUUACACUUGCCUGAGUUAGGCAUUGUUUGCCAUGCCACUAAACCUGCCGUCAAGUGAAACCUUCAUGGGGGAAAUGAGAUCGAAGUCUGGCCUGCUGAAGAUGGACGCCCUGUCUCUGUUUUUAUUUUAUUUUGCUUUCUUUCCUUUGUUUUUUUGUUUUUUUAUUAUUAUUAUUAUUUUGUUUUAUUUUAUUUUUAUUUUAUUUUGUCCCUUUUUGUUUUGUUACAUCUCUUUCCCUUGUACUUGUGAACUGGUACCUCAGUUCUGUAAAAAUGGUGUUUUGUAAAGGGUUCACGGUGUUUCAUUUUGAAGUUUGACCUGAAGCUGCUUAUGAAUGGUGGAUGGUAUCCGGCAAAGUGUGACUAGUUGAGUUUUAUGCUGCAAAUUUUGGAUAAAUUCCAUUUGGAGUACAUUUAAGCAUCUGAAUUCAGCAGAUGAGCACUCUGGGACAGAAGACUGGAAUAGUGAAAAAUAAGAGUUUUAAGAUGUAUUCUUUCAUAUGUUAUGCUUUAUGAUUUCCUCUUGGAACAGACAGUUAAAAAUCUUGCUUUCUGGAGACACUAACUUUACAGAAUACAGUGAUAAUCUUUCUCUGCUGUUUGUCCCUCUUCUUAGCAGAGUAGUUUUAUUUAGAUUGCAUGGUCUGUUUAAAAGAAGGCUUUCCAUUUAUGUCUAACAUAAAGACUUUAUAAUAAUUAUUUCUGAAAUUGAAAUUUCAUGGAUAUCAAAUGUCUUGAAAUACUGAUGCUCCUGAUGAAAUCUUGCUCCAGUGAAGUCAGUGGCAGUAAAAUGUCAUCCUCAGAAAAACUGUUUACCACUCAUAAGUACAAAAGCAGCCUGAGUUUUUGAUUAGAAUGUGUUAUGUGAGGCACAUUGUCUUUUAAAACAGUUGUUUGUGGGAGGACUGAAUCAGUUCUGUAUGCGUGUGUUUGUAUGUGUGUAUUGCACUUACAUAUGCUUCACUGGUUGUUAUCUGAAGAAGACAUUUUAUUUUUUUAAAAGUCUUCUCAGUCAUUGCACAAGCCCUGGCAGUUGGUGCUGGAGUGAUUGAGAAGGUUGUCAUCUCUAGGUGAUGUUCUUUCUUCCAUUGAAAUGGAACCGCUGAAGCAGAAACGGUGGGCCAGGAGGUGUGUCUCAUCCUCAGGCAUUGCUCUUCUCAGCUAAGUGCGUUAAUACCAAUUGGUUUCACUUGGGUAAUGCACCAAGCUGUGAACUGGGAAGAGCUUUGCUUCAUGAUCUCUCUUGGAUUUAUUUGUGGCAGUUGAGGUAAUUGCCAGUAAUUUUAAUCUCUUUAAUUACUGCUGCUAAAUCCAAUAAGAGUCAUGAACUGGAUCACACGGAAGUUACUUUGAAGUGCAUUGGCCACUGACUUAACAUGGCAGGAAAAUAACGACCUGUUUUAAAUUAUGUUUGAAGUAGAUGUGAGCAGAAGAUGUCUUUAAAACAAACCUACUGCUGAGGCUGUUCUACAGUGAGGAUUAAGCACAUAGUUUAUGGAGAACAGGAAAUUAUUUUCUGCUGCACACUUGGAAGGAAAAAAAAAAACAAGUUACAUUUGCUACCUCCUUAACACAAACACUUCUCUGGAACACUUAGCAAAAUGGUUGCUGGUAUGAACCAAGUUGGCUAAGUGAUACAAGAUAGUAACAAUUAUAACAUGUAUGUAGAGCAAGACCACUGUGCUAAAAGGAAGCCUGAGAUACCUCUGAGCAGCAUGGAGCCAAUCUACAUUUACUUCCAGAUCACAUUGCAGAGCAGAGAGGAAUGAAGUAAAUGAUCACAGAAUCUAUUAUUUACUGAACAGUCAAAAGCAUCCAAGAAAUAUUUCUGCAGAUAUGAUAUAUGUGUGACAUAUUUAUCUAUUUCCAUUAUUAGAAAGUAAAUAUUUUUAGCUCAUUUCCAUUUAGCUUGAGUUUCAAAGCAUGAGUUUUAAAACCAAAUCGGUAUCUCAAACAGUUUUGAAAGUUUCCUAACUUGAUUUUUCGCAAGCCAUAUGUUGUGUAUCUUUGUGGGCUCGUAUUCUCUUACUGAUAAAUUUAUAGAGAUUAAGCUCCAAAACAUAAAGGCUGUUUUUAAGUUACAUAAGCCUCACAUAUUGAUUUGUUCAGGGAGGUAGAUUUGCCCCCAGUUUAUUUUCUAUGAAGUUGAUUUAAAGAUUGAGCUGCUCUUAAAAGCUGGAGGAAGAAUCUGUGAAAAGGCAGUAGUUCUGGGGGGAGAAAAAAAGAAAAAAAGGCAUGGAAGAUAUUUUUAUAGUGUGGAACUGACCAAAUGGAGUUUCUAACAAAACACUACGUUGUUAGGCACCCUAGUUAUUCUGGAGAUAACGCUGCUAGUUUGUUAUUAUUUAGACAUGUGUGCUCUUCUUUCUUUGAACUUCUUUUAUAGGUGGCUUAACUGAAAGUGCUCACCUGAUUCUUUAAGCAGUGUUUGAGCAAAUGAGUAAUUCAUAUUAUUUCAGUAAGAUGGCCCGUAUGCUUAAAAUUCAGGCUCAUAUUUAAUUCUCUGAAUUUAACUCACUGUCUGUUAAUUAUGUGCCUAACUCCAUUCCUGUUUCAAAAGGCUAAAUGCCUUAAGCAUCUGAAAAAUCUAUCUGGUUAACUGUAUAUUGUAUUGGCUGUAUGUAAGUGCAUACUUAAAUUAGGCAUAUGCUUAUGUACGUUGCUGGCCAAGGAUCAAAAGAGCACAGAGGCCAUUAUAGAAGGCUUUUUUGUCACUGAAUUUACUUGAUCCACAUGUGUAGAUUCUGUGGAAACCUGCAUGAGGAUUAAUUGAAGAAGCUGGCUAUUCAUGAAGACAUCUGGUAGUUAAUGGCCUAGUUCAUCAAUCAUCUGAAAGCACUUCAAUACUUUGAUUUUCAGAAGAACUGGUAUAUAACUGUAUGCCUAAUUUGCAUGCACAGUUAGUAGAACUGUGUAUUUGAAAGCCUGUUUAGUUAGCUAUGUAGUAGGCAGGAUAUGCAGUGAAGUACCCGAUUCUUGUGAGCAGUCAGGCAGAUCAGGUGCACCUCUCCUUGCAUGCCUGACUUCAUGAUGAGUUUGUGCUGAACAUUGUGAUGACUCAGAUUCAUGCAUGUUUUUUAAAAAGCCCUGGAAGACGUUAUUGCACAGUUGAUUCUUGAGUGCUAAUUAUUUUCCUAUUUUUCUCCUUUAGAUAGAAAAAUCAAGUGGUUUGUUACAUGUUAAGGAGCAAGGUGCCUCAAAACUAAACAUAAAUAAAAUAAUGUAAAUAGGAGGCUUGAGAGAAAAUGGGUACUGUUGUUUUAUCUUUUCUAUUCAUGUAUGCUACAUAUAAAUUAAUUUUCAUUCAGAUAUGUUUUGUUUUUUGGUCACAUCCAGUUGUAACCCAGUCCCUGCUGCAGAUCUGUAGUACUGGUUUGCAAUACUUUUUUUUUGUCUUUAUUUUUUUAAAAGUAGUAUAAUUCCUGUAGGUUUUAUUGAAACUCAUAAACAGUUAAAACUACAGUGUUUUGAAACUUACCUAGUAUUUUGUAUUUUUAUUGAAGUUAGAGGUUAACAGAUAAAACAUAGAUAGUUUUAUUCAAAGAAAAGUGCUGUGGAUACUUCGACUAUUAAAAAAAUUGUUUAAAUAAAAACUUCAUUAAAAUGCCUGUGGUAAUAACAAAGGGCUCAGUAGUUAGCAUAUAUAGAAUUAUGCCAGGAGUUUUGGAAACAGAAUUGAUACCAGGUAUAAGUAGAAGUUACUGCUGUAGGUUUUUUCUUUCGCGUGCUUAGUGUUUGUUCUAGUUUAGACCCCUUGGCAUUUCAAAUCUAAUAGGCACAUUUAAUUGUCUUAUCUAUUACAUUACGAUUAAUCUAGCUAGCUAGCUAUAUAUACAACUUCUAAUUUUUGAAGAUUUUAUGGAGUUAAUGAAGCAGUCUUACUGUAAGUAAAUUUGAAUGAAACCUGUGUUUUAAGACAGAUUACUUACUAUUUAAACCGUUAGCAUAAUAGGGAGAAUGUAAUGUGGUUGAAAUGGUACAAAAUACAUAGUUUAGGAAAAUAUGGAUUGCUCAGUUGAUCAGUUAGGAUUUUCUUCAACGUCAUUAAACUUACAGCUAAUUCAUGAAAUUUUCAGAUAAACUGAGAUGACUUAGAAUGUAAGACAGUACAAAUCUAGAUUUUUCUUCCUUCCCAUACCCCCAAGUUCACUUGCAAUGUGUAUUGAAUCACAGGAGCUUUUAUUUAAUUUUUAUUUAUUUUUACAUCAAAAGUAGGUAGCAUCAAAGUAGAGAAAAAAGCACAAAUUUCAGUUAGCUCAUACAUGUUUUUUCUUUUUUUUUCUUUUACUGAUUUGGUUAUUUGCCAUUUCUGGGGAUUAAACUUUAAAAAAUGUUCUUCUUUUCUGUAUCUGAUGUUCUGUGUGCUAUUAGUGAUGCAGCCAACACGAACGGUUGUCAUGUGUAAAACAACUUUCGAUCACCGUGAAAGCACCGCCCUGGGAAAGCGUCCAUGCUUGAUAUCGUUUGGUUCAUGAACAUUAAGUUUCCAGUACAGGUGACCCAUAGCUCAAAGUGUUAAAUAAUUGUGUACAUAUUCAGUUUUUAAAAUAAUGAUCCAUUAAUGAGUUUACUAUUCUUUGAAGUUUUUCUCACUUUUGUUUUUCCUAGUAGAGCAGGGUAAAAGGAAAAUCUUAAGUUCUUAUUUGUUUCUUUGUAAGGAUCUGGUAGAUAGAUUCAUUCUUAUUUAUUACCUUUUUAAAUGCAAGGGUAAUUAUAAAAUAAUAGUAAGAGUAACAUUUGUGUAGUGUUCCAGCUCUGUAUAAUGCUUUCAUUUGCUUCUUCAGGUAAAAUUCCAGAUGAAGCCAAAGCCCUUUCUCUAUUGGCGCCUGCUCCUACUAUGACAAGCCUGAUGCCUGGUGCAGGGUUGCUUCCAAUACCUACACCAACGCCUUUAACAACACUUGGUGUUUCACUUGGCACUUUGGGAGCAAUACCAGCAGCAGCAUUGGACCCUAACAUUACUGCACUGGGAGAAAUACCCCAGCCACCAAUAAUGGGGAAUGUGGACCCAUCCAAAAUUGAUGAAAUCAGGAGAACAGUAUAUGUUGGAAACUUGAAUUCACAGACCACAACAGCUGAUCAGCUGCUUGAAUUCUUUAAGCAAGUUGGAGAAGUCAAAUUUGUGCGAAUGGCAGGUGAUGAGACUCAACCAACACGAUUUGCUUUUGUGGAAUUUGCAGACCAAAAUUCUGUACCUCGAGCUCUUGCCUUUAAUGGAGUUAUGUUUGGAGACAGGCCACUAAAAAUAAAUCACUCCAAUAAUGCAAUAGUGAAGCCUCCUGAAAUGACACCGCAGGCUGCUGCCAAGGAACUGGAAGAAGUGAUGAAGAGAGUAAGGGAAGCUCAGUCUUUCAUAUCUGCUGCUAUUGAGCCAGAGUCUGGAAAGAGCAGUGAAAGAAAAGGCGGUCGAUCUCGUUCCCAUUCUCGUUCAGAAUCCAGGUCUAGCUCAAAAUCCCGAUCUAGAAGGAAAAGAUCACAUUCAAAACACAGAAGUCGGUCUGGCAACAGAUCGCUCUCAAGACACAAGGACAGGCGCAGAUCCAGAAGUCCCCUGAAAAAACGAUCUAGAUCUAAGGAAAGGCGGAAAUCAAGGAGUCGGUCUCGCUCUCGGGACAAGAAAAGAGACAAGGAAAAGGUCAAGGAAAAAGAAAAGACCAAAGAAAAGGAGAGAGACCGAGACAAGGAGAAGGAAAGAGACCGGGAUAGAGACAAAGAAAGGGAAAGAGAGAGAGAUAAGGAGAGAAACAGGGAUAAGGACAGGGAUAAAGACAAAGAUCGAAACAAAGAUCGGGAGAGAGUCAAAGAUAGGGAUAGAGACAGGGACAAGGAAAGGGAAAAGGAGAAAGAUGAAAAGGAAAAAGACAGGGAAGAUGUAGAUCAGAACAAAGAAAAAGAUGAUGACAAAGAUGGGGAGAAAGAUAGAGAGAAGAUGAAGGAUAGGGAGGGAGAUAAGGACAAGGGAGGGGACAAAGAGAAAGAAAGAGAAAAAGAAAAGGAAAGAGAUGGGGAUAAGGAGAGGGAGCGAGAAAAAGAGAGAGAUGAUAAAAAGAAGAAAGAUAAGAGAUCCAGAACUCCCCCAAGAAGCUAUAGCUCUUCAAGAAGAUCGCGUAGCUCCAGCAGAGAAAGGCGUAAGAGGAAGAGUAGAAGUCUUUCUAAGUCUCCUAAAACAUCCAAAGGAACAAAAAGAAAGUCUUCACGAACUCCUUCUCCAAGAAGAAACAAGAAAGAGAAAAAAAGAGAACGAGAUACAUAUAAUGAAGGAAGAGAAAGAGAACGCUCCACCUCCAAGAAAAAAAGUAGUAAAGAGAAAGAGGGAAGGGAGAAAUCUGACAAAAGCACCACUACUUUGAAGGACAAAGAUCACGCUAAAGAGGAUCAGAAUUCAGAAACUGACAAAGAUGUUGACAACAGAGAUACACAAAGGACAGAUGAAGUCAAACUUCAGCAGAAUGGAAACUGUCAACCAAACGAAGAUAACCUCUCAAUUAAAAUGGAAGAGGUUUAAAGCAAAGAAUAAACCUCUGUCUCAACUAAGGAAUGAAAUCCAAAGCUUAUUCCCAGAAUGAGGAAGAAAACGUCAAAGCAAUCAACCUGACCAUGUUGAUAGCACUAACAGCUCUUUCAAUUCUUGCGAUAGCUUUGUUGUCUUCUUGCUGUAAAGCAGGAAAGCACAGACCAGUAGAUAUACCAUGCAAAAGCAUAUGUCAUCAGAGCUAUUCGUCUCUGAAACUCCAUGCAUUUCCAUGAUGGCUGUACUUAUAGGUAAAAUGAUUUAUGUUAAGUUUAGCCAUAGGCUGUUAAAUAGGAACUGAAAGAAGUAAACCUUUACUACCCCUAAAAAAAAAAAAAGGAAAAAAAAAAAAAAAGCUGAAGAUAAACAUUGAAAGUUGUUUUAAAAUGUUGCUUGUUGAUGAAUUUUGUGUUAUUUUACUUUGUGGGUUAAGAAGUCCACAGAAACUUCAGUGUGUACUUUUUUAUGUGCUUGGAAGUGGUGCAUAAAUGUACACACUUUCUUUUGGUGUAAAUGACAGCUGUUGGAAAAGUUUUUAUGGUUCUUAUGAUAUAUGCCCAAUGACUAGUAUGUUCUUCAUUUGCUCACUGCUUGAGGUUUGUGGGUUUUAUUAUCUAAAAUAAUUUCUUACCAAUAUCCCUAAACUCAGUAUUUGCUUAAAGUAUUUGAACAAUGCAUGCUACUUUUCUGUUCCUAAAAGGAACAUUGCCAUGUAUGAUGAUAACAGGUUAGCUUAUUGAGUUAUUUUCAGGUUGUUUUGUUUUGUUGUUCUCUUCUGUUCCACAACUGAGCACAUCUGUAUAUUAGGAGGACUUAACAGCUUUGUUUUUUUGACGUGUACUGCAGUAUGUCUGUUCAGCUGCAAAUGGUACAGGUGCCAUUAUGAAAUUAAAUUUUUUCUUACUUGUUUAAAAAAUUUGAGAGCACAAGCAUAAGCUUUAGUGCCUUCUUAAAAUGUGGUAUUUUCAAGAAAUAUGUAUGUGCUAUAACAUUUUCAGCUAAAUCUUGCAUCAUCUCUAUUGCUGUUUUGCCACUACCAUACUACAGACAAGAGUGCAAGUAAUUUUUCAGAAUGUAUGUUUAGUUCACUUACUUAAGUAGAACAGGUCCAUUUUUACAAUUAUUUUUUAUUUUCAGAAAAGAUAGAGUAAAUGUAAUGAUGCAUUUUGGGGACCACCACUGUACAAAGAUAGUAGCUGAAUACAGCGUAUUUUCUGAACACCUGCAUCACAGGCAGCCCUUAAGAUACUAAUUACAUUUGGAUGGCCUUAACAGUUACCUCUCCAUCCUUCUCUCUGAUAUCCAUCAGGUGUUGUACAAUGAAUUUAAUGCAGAGCUGGGGGUGGAAAAUACUUGGGGAAGAAAUGUUCUAAUUUACAUAGGAGUUAUAUGUUAGAUAAUUUUUUUUCAUUCUUUGGUGAGAAAGCAUGUAAGAAGCAAAUGACAAAGCCGGUAUUUUUUUCAAGUAAAACCAUAAUUUGUGUUGUCUGAGCUAAUGUAACCAGUUUCAUUGUUGUGAGAUUUUUUAAGAGUCAUAUUUACAAACUUACUUAUACCUAAAAUCAGGUAGAUUAUACACCUUAUUACAAUCAAAUGAAUUAAUUGCCUUACCUCAUGGAAGGAGUUUCAUUCAGUUAGAAAUUAAAGAAGGCUUAAUAGGAUACUAGCAGUUUGCCUUCAAUUUCCUUUUCUUUUGCAUAGUUAAUUCUUAUGAAAAUAAUUUUUAAAAAGCAUAAUACAGGGAACGAAAAAUUUGUCCAAUUCCUAAGGUAAUGAAACCUAAUUUGAUUGUGAAGCUGCUUAAUCACUUGUCAUUUUUGAUAGGAUUUAGUGUUCUUCCCACUGUGUACAUUUAAGACUAUAGAAAAUGCUUUACCAUGUAAAGUAUAGACAGUCAUUUUUGUGAUGUUUAAGCCACGUGCUGAUGGUUGGUUAACAGCUUACUCUGAUAAAAGAAUGACAAAUCUGUAUGCUUAAAGGAAGGUUGUGAAGGAUUGUGUCUUGCAGCGACAGCUGUCUUAUUUAUGAUGUGUAAGUAGAGUAGAGCAAAGAGGUUGUUUGUGUACUUGUUAUCUUUGUUACCAUUUCACUAAUAAAAUUAAGUAUUUUAGAGGGAAGUUUCUGCUGUUACAAACUUAUUAAAGAAACAUUUUGGUUGGUCAUCAGGUUUUAUUCAGGCAGCUUUUUUUUUAAUUUGAAAUGUGGAUGCAAGUUAAAAUACACCUGUAUUAUUUAUAAUAUCUUGGAAAAGAUAAUUUACUCCUUCUCUGGGAGAAAUUAAAGUGUACAUAGUACAUCAUAUUUCAGUUCAUCUUAGUUUGAUUUUCUUAGUUUUGUAAUCCUGAAUUCGCAUAGUUCAGAAUGUGUACAUGGUUGUGCACAAUUAGUGAAGAAAAAUGACAUGGAAAAUUCAUAGGUAACAAUGGCAGCAUUAAUAGCUAAUAUAUCAUAUAUAUGCAGCAUAUUAAGAUAGAUUUUAUGUGAGUUAGUAUUCCCUUUUAAAAAAGCUUUGAGAAGGGAGGGGAAAAAAAAGAAUAUACACCAAAUACACACAUUUCCUCCUCCCAGACUGUGUUUUCUUACAAAUACUGUAUUUUCUGUUCUGCCUUGUAGUACUUUGUAGUUCUGUGAGGAUAGUUUUAUCUCUUUGUAUUAGGUGUUUAAUGGUUCUCUUCUUUGUUUAAAAAAAAAGAAAAAAAAAAAAAAAAGCCACCAUUAGAUGAUUAAUGUUUUGUAAAACACCCAUCACCACAGAGGGCAGAUCAUUUUUAAACCAGUACUGGAACAGUACCUCCUUGCUCUGCCACGUUUGUGUGUUUGACCUCAUUAAGUGUGUCUGUCUUCUAGUGGAAGUCCAUGCCUUGAUCGUAUUGGAUUUGCAUGCUGAGCUGCUGUGUCAGUAGUUUGCUUUUGCACUUCUAUGAGUUGAUAAAACUAAAUGAUGGUUUUGAGAACAGUGUAGUUUGUGGUGGCUGUAUUGUUUUAGGUGUAAUUUCAUUUAACUUGGCCUUUGGAUUCUGCCUACACAUUAGUUGCCUGGUUUUUUUGUUGUUGUUUUUUUUUGUUUUGUUUUGUUUCGUUUUGUUUUUAAAUGUCAAUUUCAGAUAGGUACAACUGAAUUAGCUUUAGUUAACCAGCUGGCUAACAGCAUCAACCUAGGCACAGCCUGGUUUAUGUGAUGAGUUGACCAUUUGAGUGGUUUACUCCUCUGCUGAAGUAAAUUCUGCAGUCUGUAUCAUGCUCUGUGUUGCUUGCAAUUUGUUUGCUGGUGUUUUCCAGCCUAGGUAUGUGUAAGGCAAUAAAUUUAAUUUUGAAUUCUGCUGAUCUGUUUGCUAAUGGUAGCUUCUCUGGUUUGCCUUCAGUUUGUAAUAAUUAUAUAUAGGAAUUUCUGUGAUACUCUUUUGGUCUAAUUAAGAGGUAAAAAAAGUAAAGGCUGCCUUGUAUGACAAAUUCUUACGUGCUGCAUACAAGUUUCUGUUACUAUUUUCAGUUACUCUUUUUAACAUUAUAAUCACUGAAAGCAGUAAUGCCCUAGUGGUAUGUAUAUUCUUUACUCUUAAAACUGAAGCAUCUCUGUAUCAAUCUCUUUUUGUAAGUUUGUAAUGAAACACGCAUUUUAAUUUUGCAAGCCAUUCACUUACAGGAAAAAAUAAAAGACAAAUCAUCUUGUUUCAGUGUGAAAGUGGAAUUCUGAGAGUAAAACAACUUCUAAGUACAUAAGUUCAGCACAGUGAAGUAUACUGCAAAUUGGGGCAUGUAAUGCCUCCAGUUUGACACAUGAUGAUACUUCAGGUUUUAUAUAAAUGAAUGAAUUACUGUUUUUGGUGUUGUCAUUAUUUUAAAAGCAAGGUUUGGAUGUAGUGACACAAAUACUGAGAGCUGUAAGUGACUAAACUAAUGUAAACCUGUAGAUGAUCAGUUCAGAGAGGUCUAGUUUUCUCACCAGCAGAUAGAGUGUGGAUAGGUGAAAUUCAUAGAUAUUCUUAAUGUUAUUACAACCUGAAAUUUGAUUUUGUUUGCUAAUGUCUAAACAGGAAACUUUCCAGCCUGUAUGUGAAGUUUAUUUUUUAUAUGGUGAAAAGUGUAAUUAAAGUAAUACUGAAAGCAUUGUAUAAAAGGGAUUUCUUUUGCCUAAUGUCAGAUAAAUUCAGUUGUGUUUAAUUUUAAACUCCUUGACAAUGUCUCUGUAUGUAGUAUUUAUUUUCAUUUAAGAUUCAGGAAUGCUUCAUGUAUAGGUGAACCACAUCAUGGGAUCUGAGCACAUUAGUCUGGAUUUUUCUCAGUAGUCGCUUCAGUGUAAAACAGCUUGAGGCAGUUGUCUGAUGAUACAUCCGUACAGCUCUUUGCCCAUGUCUGAGAGCAGUUCUCUUAAGGCUUCAGUUCUGUACUUUUUGAGUAAAUUAAGCCAUUGAGGAUCUAUUUAUGAAUUCCAGUUUUCAAGAUGUUUUCAGAAACCAAGAACUCUACUAUCAAGAAGGCCUAAGAAAAAUUUGUCGUAGCUGUUUUACAAUUUUUGAGAUUAGUACAGGAGUACACUGAAGUAAAAAUGAGAUUUAGCUGUUUAUUUUCUUGUGGAGAGCUGCAGUUUACACAUUUGGAUUCACAGCUUUUUUUUUUUUUUUUUUUUUACUAUAAGAUAAACAAGUGCCAAACUUGAUGAAAGGCUUAAGAUUGGAGUACAAAAUAUGUUCUGUACUAACUGGGCAAAGGAGAUUUUCUCACACAGAGGUUAUCUGUCUUUCUUGGUCAGAAAGACUUUUUAUCAGCAGUGGAAAAAGUCAUUUGUUCUUACUGUCAUUCAGUCCUUGAUGUUCUUAGCUGAGUUAAGUAGCUCUUAUAAUGCAGAUAUUAGUGUGCUAGGUAGCAAACUGUAACUAUUCCUAAAGGAUAUUUUAAUCUAAUGACUAUAGUAGUAUUUUAGUUUUGAACUAUUGAGAAGGUUAAUACAUUGAUAUAAUAACUCAGAUCUGCUUCAGCAGAUCUGUUAUUUACAGUAGAAUUAUGCAAAUGUACUUUUUGUGUUCUUUGAUAGUUAAAUGUCAAAUAUAUUUAGGGAGUGAUAAGGGGAUAAAGGUAAUGACAGGAAGCAAGCAGAUUUCUUAGAAGAGUAAGUUGCUGUACUAAGUAAAACUUUUAGCACAAAGAUUUAAAACUGCUGCUACAGUGAUGGGUACAUCAUGGUCUACUUAGAAGCUAGUGCUUCAUAUAUACAUAAAUUUCAUAAUAAUUUGAUUAAAGGAGUGAGUGAUCUGCUCUAGGAACAUCAGGAGAGGAAUUUAACUUGCAGAGUUAACGUAGCUUAUCAGUAGGUCAUUUCUGGUGUUAUUCUCAGUGAUACAGGAGCCAUGGUAAGUUUGUUCUACACAGCAUGAAUCACAACCUGUGCUCAAAUGUGCCUGGGUAUCCUGUACACUACAGCAGCAUAAAUAUUACUGCCCCUCCUCUAAAUCAGAUGUUUUGUUAGUAAAGGAGGCCUUUUAAGUUUAAUAAAUGUAUAUCCAAGCUUGUUCCGUGUUAGUAGAAUAUAUUUUUGAUUAUUGAAGCAACUAUGAAAUGGUACUAGUAAAGAAAUGUCAACUGCUGCUAUUACGUUGUUAUUUUUGUGAAUAAACUAUGUCCCAAAGCA